Messenger RNA from Panicum virgatum (switchgrass), 651 nucleotides. RefSeq names its product SWI/SNF complex subunit SWI3B-like. Bases 1 to 651 code for a protein of 216 amino acids. Gene Ontology annotation, molecular function: protein binding. The transcript is spliced from 3 exons. NCBI's taxonomy places the organism in Eukaryota, Viridiplantae, Streptophyta, Magnoliopsida, Poales, Poaceae. The record is from RefSeq and is a predicted model, not a curated record.
AUGGCCACGACGACGGCGACGGUGACGGCGCGGGCGGCCAACGCCAACUUCGUAGCGACACCAGCGGCUCCGCAUCCUCGGCCCGUCGUGCCACCCGCUCCCCGGGCCCCCUCCACCUUGGGUCCCGUCAAGUCGGAGGCCCCUCCGGCCCCCUCGUCCACUACCUCCGCCGCCGCCCCCGCUGCCGCCGCAUCCGGACCGGAGGAUCCAUCCUACAUCAUCACCAUCCCGAGUUAUUCAGCGUGGUUCUCGUUCGACUCCAUCCACGACACUGAGCGCCGCCUCCUGCCGGAGUUCUUCGAGGGGGAGGCCGCGGCGGCGUCCGGAUGCCGGGGCCCGGGCGCGUACAAGUACUACCGCGACAGUCUGAUACGGAGAUUCCGGGCGCGGCCGGGUCGACGGCUCACGCUCACGGAGUCCAGGCGGGGACUGGUCGGCGACGUCGGCUCCAUCCGCCGCGUAUUCGACUUCCUUGAGGAAUGGGGGCUCAUCAACUACGGUGCUUUGCCGUCAGGCUCAAAGCAGGCGAAAGAGAAGAGGGAAGAGGCUGCACCACAUUCGAUUUCUUCUGGGGCAACAGCACCCAGGAAGCUUUGUACCGGGUGCCGCACUGUGUGCGGGCUUGCUUACUUUGCCUGCGACAAGCAUUAA